AUGGGCGUCUUCGCCAAGUUCAGUGUCUUCAACACGCGCCUGGCACUCGCCUGUGCUGUGAUUGCCGUGUCGACUUUCAACUAUGGCUUCGACAACCAGGCCUUCUCCACUACCCAGGCGAUGGACGCCUUUGACAGGCAAUUUGGUGUUCUUGAUCCUAAGACCAAGAAGUAUAUACUUGAACCAUACUGGCUGUCGCUCUUCAACAGCCUCAACUACAUUGGCUUCGCCUUCGGUACGAACAAUCAUUCUUACGUGGACACAGUCUCGCCACUCGCGUGGAUCAUGUACUGCAUUGCUCUAGUACGUUUGCUGACAGCACGGUGCAUGCUAGGUGUGUUCCUCGGUAGCAUCAUCUCGGCCAGGUUCGGGCGAAGGUGGUGUAUGUUUUCGAUGAGCUGCUAUGCCAUCGUCACCGCGACGAUCGCUGUCACGUCUGUCAGUCGAGAACAGAUCAUGGCUGCUCGAAUCUUGAACUACAUCUAUGUGGGAAUGGAGUUGGCUGUCGUGCCCACCUUCCAGUCCGAAAUUGUCCCCGCUGCUGCCCGUGGCAUUAUGGUCGGUUCCUAUCAGUUCAGCCUUAUGGCAGGUGGACUGGUCAUCAAUCUCGUUUGCUUCGGUACCAGCAAUAUCCAGGACAACCGUUCCUGGCGCAUCCCCAUCGGGCUCUUCUACAUCGUGCCCUCGAUCGUCCUCAGUCUCAUUUUCUUUAUUCCGGAGUCGCCGCGCUGGCUUCUGCGCAAGAACAGGGUCGACGAGGCUCUUGUCAAUCUCCGACUGCUCCGCCAGGGCCGCUUCAGCGAGGAAGAGAUUGAGAGCGAGUUCCGCGAGCUUCGCGUCUCUCUUGAGCAGGAGGUCGAGAAGGGUCGUUUCAUCGAGAUCUUCCAGGGCGGCAACCUGAAACGUACCCUCAUCGCUGUGGUCGUAAAUAUGCUGCAGCAGCUAACAGGUCAGGGCUUCUCGUCACAGUACGGCACCAUCUACGUCAAGUCCUUGAAUACUAUCAACCCGUUCGCGUUUAGUCUGAUUACACUGAGUGUAGCUCUUGUGAUCAUGACCGCGUCUCUGCUGUGGGCCGACCAUGCUGGCAGGCGGGCUCUUCUCUUCACUUCGAGUACCAUCAUCUGUGUAGGCAUGAUGGUCAUGGGAGGACUCGGUGUGGAGACACCAGUCUCGACAGCGAGGAGAAACGGCAUUGUGGGCAUGAUGAUUGUCUUCGUUAUCGGCUUCGCCUCCGGCUGGGGACCGGUCCCUUAUGUUGUUACGAGUGAGGUCUCUGCGCUGAGGCUCCGUGACUACACGGCCCGCGUCGCGUUUGGUACCAAUGUGUUGUUCAAUUUCGCCGUUAACUUCAGCAUUCCCUAUCUCAUCUAUGACAAGUACGCCGGUCUCAACAGCAAGGUUGGCUUCAUCUUUGGCGCCAUCAUGGCUCUCGCCAUCGUCUUUGUCUACUUCUGCGUCCCCGAGUGCAAGGGCAAGACGCUGGAGCAGGUCGACUUCCUCUUCAACAGCGGCAUCCCCGCAAGGAAGUUUGGCUCGACGGACGCGGCCGCGAUGAUGGCCGUCGCAAACGACGCUGCUGCCGUUAACUCGGCCCUGCGUAAGGAGGAAGCGGUCGACAAUGUCGAGGACAUCGAGCUCGCCGCCGGUGAGACGGCGUCCGGGACGAAAUAA
Thyridium curvatum is the source of this 1674-nucleotide messenger RNA. RefSeq lists its product as uncharacterized. Gene Ontology annotation, biological process: transmembrane transport; carbohydrate transport. The transcript has 4 exons. Gene Ontology annotation, cellular component: membrane. NCBI's taxonomy places the organism in Eukaryota, Fungi, Ascomycota, Sordariomycetes, Thyridiales, Thyridiaceae. The record is from RefSeq and is a predicted model, not a curated record. Gene Ontology annotation, molecular function: carbohydrate:proton symporter activity. The coding region runs from base 1 to 1674 and encodes 557 amino acids.